Messenger RNA from Hydractinia symbiolongicarpus, 3764 nucleotides. RefSeq lists its product as uncharacterized. Lineage: Eukaryota; Metazoa; Cnidaria; Hydrozoa; Anthoathecata; Hydractiniidae. The record is from RefSeq and is a predicted model, not a curated record. The transcript has 6 exons. The coding region runs from base 2091 to 3431 and encodes 446 amino acids.
UAAGAUAGCUCAAGGAUUGAAAAAAGCUCUGUUGUGAAAUUUUGGAGAUCGAAGGGAAGAUUCACGGUAGAUGAAACUGGAUAUGUUUCGUUAUACGACAAUAGGAAGGUAUGGAAUCAUUAUUUUUAAUGCAUUAAUUUUUAUAAAAGACGAAUAGUAUUGAAAGUAAAAUGAAACAGGUGGAAAGCCCUUCAGCUCAAAACCAAAUUUGUCCUUUUUAUAAUAUGAACAAUUUUUUUUAUCAAAGAUCUUCAGUUAAUUUGCGUGCAUCAUUUGUACAAAAAGGUUGUUUGGACGUGUCUUUUGUUGAUUGCACACUUUUUUUGUUUUUAUAGAAUAGCGUUUUUUAAAAAAAUGAAUGGAUGAUGUCUAAUCUAAUCGUUUUUUUUUAUUGUUCCAGAGAGGUGUUUGAUGAAAAUGGAUUGGCUGAUGAGUGAGAAGCUAGCGAAGAGGUGUUCGACGAAAAUUGAUUGGUUGAUGAGGGAGUUGUUAGCAAAGAGGUGUUCGAUGAAAAUGAAUUUAUUGAUGAGGGAAAUGGGAGCGAAGAGGUGUUCGAUGAAAACGAAUUGGUUAAUGAGGGAGAUGGUAGCGGAGAGGUGCUCGAUGAAAAUAGAUUGGUUGAUGAGGGAAAUGUUAGCAAAGAGGUGUUCGAUGAAAAUGGAUUGGUUCAUGAGGAAGAUGAUUUCGAAAAGGCUCCAAAGAUUUAUUUAAAGAAAAUUAAAUACCACCUUUAAUGACAGCCAAAGCGAAACACUUGAUUGAUGUCAGUGAUAGAAGAUGCAGUGAUACUUCACUUCCAUUAAAACAAAUUCUAUCGAACGACCCCAACCGGCCACAGAAAUGUAAAAUAGGUAGAUUGAUAAGAUUGAAUCAAGCCGCGUUGGCGUUGCAAGCCUUAACGUUUGGAUGGUACGCAAUCUUGCUUAUUAUAUGGUCAAAAGAAAAUUGAUCGAACGUUUUUACUUUUGUAUAUAUUUUGAAAAGAAAAGAAACUUCUGUUUGUUCUUUCAACCAUUUUUUCGGCUAUUAUAUCCUUGACAGCACGUGCGCUACAUUAAUAAAAAAUUCUUGGCAGAUAGUGUGUCAUAUAAAUUCGGCUAGCUAAAACUGCGGGAAACUAAUUAUAGUAUUUUCUAUGUUAUUACGAAUUGGAGCAACUCUAUUAUUAUAAAUUGGGGCAAGGUGUUAUUAAAAAUUUGGGCAGGUAUUACAAAUUGUGCAGGUAUUUCAAAUUGGGGCAGGUCUUACAAAUUGGGGCAGGUGUUAUUACAAUUUUGGGGAGGUAUUACAAUUUUGGGCAGGUAUUAGAAAUUGGGGCAGGUAUUAGAAACUGGGGCAGGUUUUAUUACAAAUUGAGGCAACUAUUACAAACUAAGGCAAACUUUAUUGCAAAUGGGGGCAGGUAUUACAAAUUGGUGCAAGGUUUUAUUACAAAUUGGGGCAGGUGUUAUUACAAUUUUGGGCAGGUAUUACAAAUUGGGGCAGGUAUUACAAAUUAGGGCAAUUAUUACAAUUUGGGGAACAACAUGGCCAUGUGUUUUUCACAAACUUCUAUUUACGUUUGCCGUUUUUUUUUCUGUAGAACAUUUGUCCCAUUUUUGCCUCACGCGGUUACUAAUUAGUCACGCGUCAGUUAUUUCCAUGCUGUUAAAUUUAUUUGGUCUCGUUUUUGGUGAAAACAAAUGAAAAGCAAAAGUAAUAAUUUUGAAUUACAUUCUGUUCUAGAGACUGAAGGUGUCUUUCUUCCCCUUUAAUUUUAUUCCCUGCUAGACAAAUGAAGCAUAAUAUUGUGUUUAACUCCAAUUGAAGCAGUAGUUUAUAAGUUACUUUAAAGUUGAUUGUUGGUAAAAUCGAUCACAGCGCAAUGAUUUCGGAUAAAGUAACCCUUUCAAACGAGGAUUUUAUUAAGAAAAAUAAAAAAAAGAAACAAUAUCACUUUCCUUUUUUCUUUUAAUUUCAACGGUGAUUAGGAAUGACUUAAUAGCUCUACAGACAGUUAACAUAAUUGAUGGAAUUAUACAAGCAAAGCAAAACAGUUUAAAUUACACCGAAGCCACAUUUGUACUUCGUGUAUCUACAUAAUAUAUGUCAUGCAUGAAGUAAACAUGAAGAGUCUUUGUAUUUGUUUAACACUUUUGGUAAAGUUAAAUCCAGUGAUAUGUGGCACAGUUGAAGCUGUUAAAACCAAUUUAGAACUUCCAUUUAAUGAAACUCUUAAUUUGUACUGGAGAAUUGUCCUUGAUGUAGGGGAAGAAAUAUCUACAGCAAAUGUGUAUGUUCUUGGAUCACCCAAUGUUCAAAUAAUUAAAUUUAUAUCAACCAUAACAGCUGCUGGUAACGCAAUGUUUGGUAAUCGACUAUCUGGAAGCUUAUCAAAAGACAUAUAUGCACUAUCUAUUAAGAAUAUCCAGUACAAUGAACAGAAGUCUUUUAACUUAAAAGUUAUAUUUCAAUCACCAGUUUUACAUGCGAAAAAUGCAACAGUGGUUUUAAAGGAGGUUGUGGGUGGACCUGACGUAUGUGGGAUUUCUCUAAAGUCAAGUUACAUUGUCAACGAAGGAAAAAAAUUAUCUUUCUUAAGCGAAGUUUGUGGAAAUCCAAAACCUAUUUUGACAUGGAAAAUGGAGAACGAACUAGAGUAUUCAUAUUCCGCUGACAUUCGAUACAUGGAUAAAUCUACAAUGCGCUAUCAAUAUGUUUAUAAAACUCGCAGCCACAUCACUCGUAAAGAUUGUGGAACAAAGAUUAUUUUCAAUGCUACUGGUGCGAAUAAAAUGAUUACAGGAGAAGCAGUAAUUAGUGUAACAUUUUCGCCUCAAAGAAUCCGAAAGGUGAAGUUUUACAAAGAUAAUAAUUGUAUUAAUGGUACAUGGACCAGUGAGGCAACUGGCAAUUGUGCGCUUAAUUACCAUUUGCAAUUUGCAGAAAGAAGUGAUAUUUUAAAUACAAGCGACACACAUUACGCUGUAUGCAACAUAUUUAAUGUUUCCAGUGUAGUUAUUUGGGCUUCAUAUAAAAACAAUUAUGGCCAGAAAGCAAAAGUGAAUAUCAGUUUAACAACUCCAACACCAUCUACAAAAGUCACCGAUGCUUGCAAACAGCCUACAUCGUUUGAAGUGAAAAUGUUGGGUACGAAGAAGUUAUUGGUAACAAUAAUUAUAACGCUGGUUGUCACCCAAGUAGCAAAUAUAUGUAUUUAUGGAUUUGUGAAGCUUAGAGGCUCUCAGACUAAUUGCAGAAAUAAAGAAAGCGUAAAGAAAGAUGACGAAAAUAAAGAUGCCCAAGAUUAUGAAGUAUUUCCUAACGCGGUAUCUCAUUAUACCGGCCUUCAGUUGGAAGCAAGAGAGGAAACUGUUUAUGCGAAUUUAUCACCAACACCUGUCAAUGAGUAUGCAGAAGUUGGAACAGAGAACAAUUCGAGACAAAAAUAAGCCACUGGAAGAACAUUCCCAUUCUGUUUACCCUGUCCUUAAAUUUUUUUAUUGGUUUUGAUUAAGCAAUUAAAAAAUUUAAAUAAGCAAUUUACUUUAUUAAAAGUAAAAAUAAACCUGAAAGGUUAUAUGGUUAUUAUGUGGUUAUUACAGUCUGAUUAUUUUGAAAUGUAUUGUUGCUGCAUAUUAUGUGGAGUAAACUCCAUUCGAUCUAUUUCAGAUAAUUAGCAAAGUAGUUUUUACGCUAAUUAAUUAUUUUCAGACUUUUUACAAAUACAUGUUUUUGCACUUUUCUUUCGCAUAAUCCUUUUGUUUGGAAUUUGCUCAAAUCCG